UCCACCAUCUCCUCCGCGCGCUGAAGGGUAAAGAGUUGCCAUGCAGCCAGCUCAGGCGGGGGUGUCCUUUGAAGAGGUGGCUGUGGAUUUCACCCAGGAGGAAUGGACCCUGCUGCGUCCAAACCAGAGAGCUCUGUACAAGGAGGUCAUGCUGGAGAAUUUUGGGAAUGUGGCCUCUCUGGGACCUCUGACUGCCAAACCUGACCUCAUAUCCCGGCUGGAAGAAGAAGAAGGGCUGUCUCUCCCGGAGUGUGAUGAAGAGGAGGCGUCGGCAGCAACAGACGUGUGGCAGCCAGUGAAUGACGCAGAGGACCCCCCAUUCAUGGAGAAAGAGGAUACAUGUUCAGAUGUGAAAGAGGAGUUUGAAGAUUUGGAUGCACAGAGGACAGAGAAGGAGAAACACUCACCUAAAGGGAAGAGCGAUUCCAGUCUUUCAAAGGGGAAUGAUUCUCUAUGGCAAAUAAUAUGGCAAGGAGGCAACAUGAAUGAACCUACUGCAAACGGGGAAAAUGUCACUGAAAUAUCAGUUAUUAAUAUCCAGCCACGAGUUUCUAAUAGAAAUAAAAUAUAUCAAUGCCUGGAGUGUGGGAAAGUCUUCAAACAGAGCGCGCACCUUACUUCCCAUCAAAGAAUUCACACAGGGGAGAAACCAUACAAAUGCCCAGUGUGUGAGAAGAGCUUUCGUCACAGUUACAGUCUUACUGCCCAUCAAAGAAUUCACACAGGGGAGAAACCCUAUAAAUGCCUGCAGUGUGGGAAAGACUUCAGUCGUAGUUCAAACCUUCGUGUCCAUCAGAAAAUUCACACAGAGGAGAAACCGUAUAAAUCCUUGGAGUGUGGGGAAAGCUUCAGUCAAAUUUCCCAUCUUACUUUCCAUCAAAGAAUUCACACAGGGGAGAAACCCUAUAAAUGCAUGGAGUGUGAGGAAACCUUCAGUGACAGUUCCAGUCUCACUUCCCAUCAAAGAAUUCAUGCAGAGGAAAAAACAUAUAUAUGCCCAGACUGUGGGAAAAGCUUCGUUGGAAACUCAAACCUUACUUCUCACCUAAGGACACACACGGGGGAGAAAUCAUAUCAAUGUCUGGAGUGUGGGAAAACCUUCAAUCAGAGUUCCAACCUUAUUUCGCAUCAAAGAAUUCACACUGGGGAGAAACCAUAUAAUUGCCAAGAGUGUGGGAAAAGCUUCAGUCAGCGUUCCACUCUUACCUCCCAUCAAAGAAUUCACACAGGGGAGAAACCAUAUAAUUGCCCGGAAUGUGGGAAAAGCUUCAGUCGCAAUCUUACUGCCCAUCAAAGAAUUCACACAGGGGAGAAACCAUAUAAAUGCCUGGUGUGUGGGAAAAGCUUUGGUCACAGUUACAGCCUUACUACCCAUCGAAGAAUUCAUACAGGAGAAAAACCAUAUAAAUGCCUGGAGUGUGGAAAAUGCUUCAGUCAGCGUUCCAGUCGUACUUCCCAUCAAAGAAUUCACACACGGGAAAAGCGACACAAAUGUCUGAAGUGUGGGAAAAGCUUCAGUCAAAGUUCCAGUCUUACUUCCCAUCAAAGAAUUCACACAGGAGAGAAACCAUAUAAAUGCCUAGUGUGUGGGAAAGACUUCAGUCAGAGGUCACACCUUCAGAAUCAUCAGAAAAUUCACACAGGGGAGAAACGAUACAAAUGUCUGGUGUGUGGGAAAAGCUUCAGUCAGAGUUCCAGCCUUACUUCCCAUAAAAGAAUUCACACAGGGGAGAAACCAUAUAAAUGCUUGGUGUGUGGGAAAGGCUUUGGUCAGAGUUCACACCUUCGUAUUCAUCAGAAGAUUCACACAGGAGAGAAACCAUUUAAAUGUCUGGACUGUGGGAAGAGCUUCAGGGAGAGAGUAUACCUUACAUCCCACCGAAGGAUGCACACAGGGGAGAAACCAUAUCAAUGCAUAGAGUGCGGAAAGAGCUUCAGUCAGAGUUACGUUCUUACUUUGCACCGAAGAAUUCACACAGGGGAGAAACCAUAUAAAUGCCCAGAGUGUGGGAAAGGCUUCUCUCAGAGUGGAAAACUUACUUCCCAUCAAAGAAUUCACACAGGAGAAAAACCAUAUAAAUGCCCAGAGUGUGGGAAAAGCUUCAGUCAGAGGGGAAGCCUGACUUUCCAUCAAAGAAUUCACAAAGGGGAGGAACCAUAUAAAGGCAUGCAAUUUGAAGAAAAGUUCACCCAGAGUGCGCACCUUACUUUUCACCAAAGAACACACACAGAGGAAGAGAAAUAUAAAUGUCUGGAUUAUGGGGAGAGCUUCAGUCAGCGUAAUAUUCUGUCUUCCCAUCAAAUAAUUCAUAUAGAGGAGAAACCAUAUCAAUGCCUGCAGUGUGGGAAAAGGUUCAGUCAGAAUGCACACCUUACUUCCCACCGAAGGACACACACACAGGAGAAGAAGUAUAAAUGCCUGGUAUGUGGGAAAAGCUUCAGUCAGAGUAAUACUCUUACUUCCCAUCAGAGAAUCCACACAGGGGAGAAACCGUUCAGGAAGAAUGGACACCUUACUUCCCAUCAAAGAAUUCACGCUGGGGAGAAACCAUACCAAUGCCUGCAGUGUGGGAAAAGUUUCCGUCAGAGCGCGCAUCUUACUUACCACCAAACGACGCACACAGCGGAGAGGAACUAUGCUGCAUAUUCAUUAUUUUAA
Molecule: messenger RNA, 2659 nt
Organism: Heteronotia binoei (common prickly gecko)
Lineage: Eukaryota; Metazoa; Chordata; Lepidosauria; Squamata; Gekkonidae
Product: zinc finger protein 420-like
Exons: 6
Coding region: 41-2659 (872 amino acids)
Biological process (GO): regulation of transcription by RNA polymerase II
Molecular function (GO): RNA polymerase II cis-regulatory region sequence-specific DNA binding; DNA-binding transcription factor activity
Source: RefSeq, a predicted model, not a curated record